Molecule: messenger RNA, 7189 nt
Organism: Carlito syrichta (Philippine tarsier)
Lineage: Eukaryota; Metazoa; Chordata; Mammalia; Primates; Tarsiidae
Gene: TGFBRAP1
Product: transforming growth factor beta receptor associated protein 1
Exons: 13
Coding region: 2013-4658 (881 amino acids)
Biological process (GO): autophagy; vesicle-mediated transport; endosomal vesicle fusion
Cellular component (GO): membrane; cytoplasm
Source: RefSeq, a predicted model, not a curated record
GAAGAAGAGGCUGUGAGACCGAGAGGCGGAUGGCGUGUGGAGUCUUGCGGGCGGAGAGGGAAGAGCGAAGUUCGCGGCGCUGGCGGCCGUUGGUCGCGCCUGCUGUGACGUGCGGCGGCAGAGGCCACAGGGAUUCGCGGGGCGGCCUCGGUGGCGCCGAGGGCCGGUGGACGUGACCCUGAAGCUGGCACGGGGCGUGUCCGGAGUCCUCUUGUUGCGCUUUCUGUUUCUCUUUUCCGCCUGUUUGUCGUCUGCCUCUCUGUCGCUUUCCUAUGUAGUGCAAGCCCAGAAAGGCCAGAGGCCCUCUUCUUCUAAUUCCCCGUAACCCCGGCGCCUUGGGCAUAGAGGUGUUCGAGUCUUUCCUGAAAUAUUGCUCUGAAUUAACCUGCCCACACGUGGAAUAUAAUCCCCGGCUGGAAAACGCCGGUAGUCCGAGCAGCCGUUUGCUAGACGUUUAUCGUGUCCGAUCCUGCACUUUACACGCACUGUCUCUUUCCUCCCAACCGCCUUACGGGGUUUCUAUCCCUAGAAUGCCGGUUGUUCUGACGAGGAAACUGAGGCAUAGGAGGGCUGGUGGGCUCAAGAUCACAGAGUGAGAUAGCGAGUACGUUUUCUCUGCACUUGUUAGCUACAAGGAGGCCAUCGUUUUUAGUGUAAACACAUUGCUGUAGGUGUAAAUUAUGGUCUAAUUCCAAGCAGUUAAUCUACCAAGAAAUCUUUUCUGCUUCUCUUUCAUUUGUUGGAGAGAUGUAUAUCCCCAAAUAGUUUGCACAUCUAAAGCUUAAACUUGCAGACAUGUUCUGAGCGCUUAUCGUUUGUAUCAUUGUAUUGGAAGUUAUUGCAUUGCUUCAGUAGAUAUGAACAGUUCUGAGGAGCCAAAAGAUAAAGCUUGAAAGGGCACUGGAAGUGAGAUGCUGAAUCAAAAGCACAAAAUAAAGCUGAGAGGUUUUUUUUGCAACUUAUCCUAUCAUUUAGGUAUGUAAUACUUUGUGUCUAGACACCGAAUCUCAGAGCUGGGAGGAAACUUAAAGGUUACUCAGUCCAGUUCUUUCAUUUUAGUGCCAAGAAAGCUGAUCUGAAAGAAAUUAGAUGACCUGCCCCAAAUUGAAGAGAACGUUAAAACUGAGUUGAGGCAGGUAUUUGAAUGUCCUAAAUAGGAGUUUAAUAUAUUAGCUUCAUGGGAUUAACAUCAUGAUAUUCCAUAUCCAAAAUUUGAUUUGAUUUUCAUAACAAUAUGUAGUUAGUGUAAUUGGUAUUAUACCCAUUCCCUUCAAUGGGAGGCACAUUGUUUUAGUGUGAAAAGCAGGUAGCUACCUUAGAAAGAUCCUGGGCUUGAAACCAGACCUCAGUUCAGAUUGUAUUUUGCUGCACCAAGGUCUCAGUUCCUCAUCAGAAAAAUGCUGUGCUAACGCUUUCAGUGAAGGAUGACCAAAGGAGUAGAGAUUGUAUAACACACUUGGCAUCGACUAAGUGCUUAACCAGUAGCUGGUUUUUAGAAAGUUUUUGGUUAUAAGAAAUAGUCUAGAGGAGAGAAAGGACAGGCUUUGGAGUGGCUCAAAGAUGGAUCAUAACCCUGACUCUUGUGUUCACCUCGGCAUGUAUUCUGUCUCUCCCAGCUGUGGCUUCCUCACCUCUUAGAUGGAAGUUCCAAUGCCACCUCACAGUGGUAUGGGGAUUGGAGCUAAAGUAUGUAAACUGCCUCUCCUUUUAGCUUUACUUGGAGACCUGUUGAAGCCUCCUUAUUGUCAUCAAAGGAGAGAAGUGACAGCAUGGUACCAUAAGGGGGAAAAACCUUGAGUUUAAUAGCCUAAAAAUUUGGUUACAGAUCCUUGUGUUCUUUCUGCCCGUGGUUUUCUGAACCAAUCACCUAACCUGAAGCCUCAAACUUUGCAUCAGCAAAAAUGCUCAGUGACAGGCACCUCUGAAGCAAAAAUCUCAGGAUAAAAGAAGUGUCAUCUGAGGCAAAAAAAAAAGAAAAGAAAGAAAUCAAGAUUAAGAAAGGAGGAACUAGAAUGGGAUUCAUACACCCUCUCUCCUGCCUCCAAGGGAAGGAGCUACUGCUUGAUCCGCCAGCAGACAUGAUGAGCAUCAAGGCCUUCUCGCUGGUCUCUGCCGUGGAGCGGGAGCUGCUGAUGGGCGACAAGGAGCGCGUCCACAUCGAGUGCGUGGAGUGCUGCGGCCGGGACCUCUACGUGGGGGCCACUGACGGCUCCAUCUACCACUUCCUGCUAGAGGAGAAGCCCGCGCCUGCCGGGCCAGCUGUGUUCACGGCCACCAAGCAGCUGCACAGACACCUGGGUUUCAAGAAGCCGGUGAGCGAGCUGCGUGCGGCCUCGGCCCUCCACCGGCUGCUGGUGCUGUGCGACAACUCCAUCACGCUGGUCAGCACGGUGAACCUGGAGCCCGUCCCCUCGGGGGCCCGCAUCAAAGGGGCAGCCACGUUCGCGCUGAACGAGAACCCCGUGAGCGGGGACCCGUUCUGCGUGGAAGUCUGCAUCAUCUCCAUCAAGCGCAGAACCAUCCAGAUGUUUCUGGUGUACGAGGACCGGGUGCAGAUCGUCAAGGAGGUGUCCACCCCGGAGCAGCCGCUGGCCGUGGCCGUGGACGGCCACUUCCUGUGCCUGGCGCUGACCACUCAGUACAUCAUCCUGAACUACAGCACGGGCGUCUCCCAGGACUUGUUUCCCUACUGCAGCGAGGAGAAGCGGCCGAUCGUCAAGAGGAUUGGGAGGCAGGAGUUCCUGCUGGCGGGCCCAGGAGGGCUGGGCAUGUUUGCCACAGUUGCAGGGAUAUCCCAGCGCGCCCCUGUGCACUGGUCCGAGAAUGUGAUUGGGGCGGCUGUCUCUUUUCCAUACGUCAUUGCUCUCGAUGAUGAGUUCAUCACGGUUCACAGCAUGUUGGAUCAGCAGCAGAAGCAGACCCUGCCCUUUAAGGAAGGCCACAUCCUACAGGACUUUGAAGGAAGAGUGAUUGUUGCCACCAAUAAAGGAGUUUACAUCUUGGUUCCAUUACCUCUGGAAAAACAGAUACAAGAUCUUCUAGCAAGUCGUCGAGUGGAAGAGGCUUUGGUUUUAGCAAAAGGAGCCCGGAGGAACAUUCCAAAAGAAAAAUUUCAGGUAAUGUACAGAAGGAUUCUGCAGCAGGCGGGGUUUAUACAGUUUGCACAACUUCAGUUCCUGGAAGCCAAAGAGCUCUUCAGAAGCGGCCAGCUUGACGUCCGGGAGCUGAUCUCUCUCUACCCCUUCCUGCUGCCCACCUCCUCCUCCUUCGCCCGGUCCCACCCUCCUCUCCACGAGUACGCAGACCUGCACCAGCUGACCCAGGGGGACCAGGAGAAGAUGGUCAAGUGCAAACGCUUCCUCAUGAGCUACCUGAACGAAGUCCGCAGCACGGAGGUUGCAAACGGCUACAAAGAAGACAUUGACACAGCCUUACUCAAACUGUACGCGGAGGCCAACCACGACAGCCUGCUGGACCUCCUGGUCACCGAGAACUUCUGUCUCCUAACGGACAGCGCCGCCUGGCUAGAGAAGCACAAAAAGUAUUUUGCCCUUGGACUGCUCUAUCAUUACAAUAACCAAGACGCUGCUGCAGUUCAGUUGUGGGUGAACAUUGUGAACGGAGACAUUCAGGACUCUACACGCUCUGACCUGUACGAGUAUGUCGUUGACUUCCUUGCCUGCUGCCUGGACCAGGAGCUGGUGUGGGCCUAUGCUGACUGGGUCCUGCAGCAAAGUCAGGAGGUUGGAGUCCAAGUUUUCACCAAGAGACCUUUGGACGAACAGCAGAAUAGUUUUAAUCCAGAUGAUAUUAUCAGUUGCCUUAAAAAAUACCCUAGAGCCCUUGUUAAAUAUCUGGAACAUCUUGUGAUAGACAGGAGACUGCAGAAAGAAGAGUACCACACUCACCUAGCCGUCCUCUACCUGGACGAGGUGCUGCAGCAGAGGGCCCCCGCCAGUGGCAUGGGUGUGGAAGCCACUGAGACACAGGCCAAGCUGCGGCGUCUGCUCCAGAAGUCCGACCUGUACCGAGUCCACUUUCUCAUAGAGAGGCUCCAGGGUGCCGGCCUGCCCAUGGAGAGCGCCAUCCUGCACGGAAAGCUGGGCGAGCACGAGGAGGCCCUGCACAUCCUGGUGCACGAGCUGCGGGACCCGGCGGCGGCCGAGGACUACUGCCUGUGGUGCUCCGAGGGUCGAGACCAGCCGCAGCGCCAGCGCCUCUUCCACACACUGCUCGCCAUCUACCUGCGCGCCGGCCCCUCCGCCCACGAGCUGGCCGUGGCCGCCGUGGACCUGCUGAACCGCCACGCCACCGAGUUCGACGCCGCCCAGGUGCUGCAGCUGCUGCCCGACACCUGGUCCGUGCAGCUCCUCUGCCCGUUCCUGACGGGGGCCAUGAGGGAAAGCGUCCACGCCAGGAGGACCGCGCAGGUGGCCCUCGGCCUGGCCAGGUCAGAGAAUCUAAUCUACACCUACGAUAAGAUGAAGUUGAAAGGAAGUGCAAUUCGGCUCUCAGACAAAAAGCUCUGUCAGAUGUGCCAAAACCCCUUCCGUGAGCCUGUGUUUGUUAGAUACCCAAAUGGUGGUCUUGUGCACACCCACUGUGCUGCCAGCAGACACACGAACCCGAGCUCCCCCAGCCCCGGCACUCGGACUUGAAAAGCUCAGUCCAAGGGCAUGAGGGGAGCUCUGAGUUCUUUACCAAGCCUGCUGGAUGUAAAGAACAGACAGCCGCCGCUCUGUGUGUCAGCCGGGAUGGAGGGGCGACAUCGGGUGCUGGGGAGACUUCUGUCCAAGGGCAACAAGAACUCCUCGCUGUUGGCUGCUCUUGAUGAAUGUACAUGGAGAAUCCCCGAAAAUCCCGAAAAUGGAGGCAUGCGAGAGUUCACCUGUCCGGGUGCACAGUGAUGCAGAACAGAGGUCUACUUUGAAAGAAAAGGGAGUCUUCUCUGUGCAGUCUAGCCACAGGUGGGGGACUCUGCACCACCCCUGCGCCCCUGCCUCUAGACCGCAUCUGCAUCGGGAACACGUGGCCUCGACAUGGCUGGAGAGGAAACCCUCUCUUGUGCGGACAGUGGCGGGGGUGCAGAGCACUGGGGUGGCAGCUGUGCCUCUCGUGGAGGCAUGUUGCCACCCACACGGUUCCCGAGAUGUCCGCAUGGACUCUGCCUGGGCCCUCAGAAAUGCCUGACCUUGGGGAAGUAUCUUUGCCCCUCCUUACUUCCCACGUGGCUCUCAACCCCCAGAAGUCUGCCUUGUUGACCCAGGCGCUCACUUUGGGGAAACCUCAUGCUCCAGCUGUCCAGCGAGUAAAGAUCUGUUGGAAAGCAAGAGAGCUCCACAAGAGACGCUGCUGUCCCCAUUUCAGAGGAGGCAGUGGACUCAGGACGUGGUGGGUGUGGGGUAGGUGUGUGCUCCUUUCCUGUCUGUCAUCUGAUCAUUUAAAACUCCACCAUUAACAUGUUGGACUAAACGUUUUUAUUUAAAUUUGUAUCCCCUUUGCGGUUUUUUCUCAUGUUUAGAAAUGCACCCGUGCUGUUUAUGAGAGGUAAUUUCUCCUGUUAAAAUGUACCUCCUGUCGCAUUCUUGGGAAGUUGAAAGGGAAAUGUGGUGAGCACACAGGGGCUUUUCAGAGAGGCCGCCUUGACCUUAUGCUUGCGGCAGGGCAGUGGAGUGAGGCUGCACUUGGCAGAGGCAUGGCCUGACGCGUGGGUACCUGAGCACUGCACAUCCUCUUGGGCACUCCCAGCAGGCCACUUUGCCUCUCAGCACACUGUGUACCUGCUUUGAGGUUUCCAGAACACACAGAAAAGAUGCCUCUCACUCACAGGAGACCAGGGAUUCCUUUUGUGUUUCUGCGUAACAUUGCUGACAAGCUGAAGCCAUUUUUACUUCACUGCCCUCUUUUGAAUUUCUUCAUUGUGAUUACUGAUUCUGUUAGGGACUAGCAAUAUAGACAGUGUUCCCUGACCAUAACACUUAGAAAACAAAACAUUCACUUGUACGUCUGACAAGGGAGGACACCGAAAUAUACCCUCUUUCUCGGCCCAAGCCUUACUGAGGUGGGGAUAAAGAGCUCAUUCCUGUUUUUAAAAAAAUGUUUCCUGUACUCAUAACGGUCAGUGUAUUUUUUCCUUUCGGGAUUCUAAGUAGGCCAAGAAGCAAAAGCAACCAUGUGUUCUUUGGGGGGAAUUGGCACCAUUGUUUUUUCCUACCUAUGUUUCAAUGAUCUAAAGAAUAAAUAAUGAAGAGAUUCUCUUUGUAGCUCAACUGUAUGCUGUGUACAUUGGUGUGAACUCAAAGAUGGUCUUGAGUUUAACCCUGUGGAUGACUGUUACAGAAUGGUCAUGCUGUUGCGUAGAUUAGCGUUACUACUUGUGAGACCGAGUUUACAUUUCUCAAAGAACAAGGUACUAGUGUAUGCAACAAGGCACUGUUAAGAGCACUGUUGCUCUACAAAUGAAAAAAAAGGAUGAAGUCUUGAAAAAGCCUAACAAUUGCUCUUUCCUAACUUGUGGACACUAACUAGUCUUUUUUUGUUUCCUCUGAACAUUGAUCAAUAUUUUGAAAUGUUUGUCAUCCUUUAGAAUUAUGGGAAUUAAAGCCGAGCAGUUCACCGUUUCUGCAAAAUCUCUUAACACAAGCGGAAGUCUCUGACACCGUGGAGAACUGCCUCCUAACUUUCUCUCAUUCCUACAUGGUCCUGUUCUCAAAUCCUGUUUCUGAGAGAGAUUCCUGCUGAUUUGUGACCGUGCAGUUGAGGAGAGCAGUUCACUCCGCCACUCAGACCUUCCUCUCAUUAAACUCAGCGUAACCAUUGUAGUUAAAACAACACGAACUGCAUUCCAUUGACAUUAAUAUUCCAUGGGCAGUCCUGUUUGAAUUUAUGAACUGUUUGUCUGCUGCUGCCUGUCAAGUAUUAAUGCAGGAGUGUCACGUGGGCUACGGCGCGUAGGGCCUCCGCUCGCCUGCGAGUCCCCUGCUGACAUAGGCUGAAACAUGCGUGCUUCCCUCGGGGGCGCCGGCAGGUGGAUGUCUGCUGCACAGCUAGGGUAUCCCUUGCUUUCCUGCUUGCUCUCCCACGGAAACCUUUGUCCUUGCAACUUUAUCCUUCGCCCUGAUGGGCUCCCAGACACACGAGAUGUACAAAUGUAAACCUGUUGAUUUUAUUAAAAUUCUUUUAGUUCUUC